GCUAUAGAUGGCAAAGUUGUUCUCGAGCGUGAUUGCUUGAUGGGGGCGUUUACCUACAUAAGUCCUUUGAGGGUCUUUUAGCGUUUUAAAACCCUAGACCAUUCUGGCAAUGGUCUAGGGUAAUAGAAGAAUUCCGGAAGAAAACGUCGUACCUUUAGAUUACAAGUUUGAAACCGAAUUAAAAAGAAACAGAGCUGGCGGCUGGUCAAGCAGGCCCUUCUGGGUCUGGAAUUGCGCCCGUAACUCCGGGCAAAAGACCCGGGAGAAUGGGCAUUGCUGAUGAUAGCAGAGGUGUAUCACAAGGUCGACCCGAAACUACAAGAGGUGGAUUAAGAGUGUACAAAAUAGUGGUAUUGGGAGACGGGGGGGUUGGGAAAUCAGCUCUAACUCUACAGUUCGUCAACCAUAGGUUUUUGGAUUAUCACGACCCAACUAUUGAAGAUGCAUACCAACAACAAGCUGUAAUUGAUGGUGAAGCAUCACAACUGGAUAUACUGGAUACUGCGGGCCAGGUGGAGUUCACUGCUAUGAGAGAUCAGUAUAUGAGAUGUGGGGAAGGUUUUAUGAUAUGUUAUUCUGUAACUGACAGACACAGCUUCCAGGAAGCUGUUGAGUACCGUAAGUUGAUAAAUCGUGUAAGAGCCUCUGAAGAUAUUCCUCUAGUGCUUGUGGGAAAUAAAUUUGAUCUACAGCAUCAGAGGAAGGUCUCACCAGAAGAAGGCCGUGCCUUGGCAGCCCAAUUCGGGUGUCCAUUCUACGAGACAUCGGCAGCUUUGCGACAUUUUGUUGAUGACGCGUUCCAUACUUUAGUGCGUGAGAUUCGACUCAAAGAACGUGACAGACGUCAUACAACUACUAAACUGAAUAAGCACAGUCGGUGGCGGCGACUGCGAUCGAUACUUGCCAUCGUCUUUAGGCGUAAACGUAAUUUCUCUCAGUAAGAAAAUGGUUACACUCCCAGACAAACAGCUUUACAAUUACAAUGGCAGAUACCAUUAGCAUUUUGUAUGUUCUUUUUAAGUCAUUUUCUUCUUCCUCCCUUUCUCUGUGAACUUAGAUUAUAGUGGAUAACUUUAAGAUCUCAUGAUUUUCGUGUCACUUUUAUGUAAUAUCAGGACAGUUGCUUUUGAUAUUCAUAUUUAUUUUGUUAAUGUUUUACAUCUGUGUAAAAAUGUAAUCAUAAUGAUGUUGUAUGUUACAACAUGGAAGUACAAAACAUCCUUUGUUGGCAAGUUUGCCAAUGUGAAGGAAGCGCAUAUAAACUUAAAUACAGUUUAUAAUAAGGUUAAUUCAUUUUGAUUAUGUUUCAAUAAAACAUAAAAUAUUUGCUUAAAUGUUGGGUGCUAGUUCCCAUUCUGGGACUUGCGUACAUAGAGAGAACCUUGAAUCUUCACUCUGAUCACUGAGGAAUGUGUAUGCAUAUGAAUCACAACAAGAGGCCAUAAGCAUGAAGUAUCCAGUUUAUGUGGCUUUCUGAGAAGUAUAUUAACAUUAACCCUGAAGCGAAAAAUCCCACCAUGAAUUACUAUUGUAACUUGUAGGAAAUAUUUCCAAGCACAAUUUCUAUAGUUUUGUUGGAUAUUUUCUAUAUGAACACAAUGUCAGUCUCUUAGUUUAAUUUGCAGUUAAUAUAGUAUGAAUGUUUUGAUGAAUGAAGACCAGUUUCUUUCCCUCACCAUAUUCUGCUCACUGGAAAACUGAAAGUGAACCAUGGAAUUGUCAAUAUAAUCAGUGAAAUUUCAUGCAUGUAGUUUAACUUGUUGUACUGGUAUUUGGGUUGUGACUGUUCCUGCUGGUUGAGGUGAAGUACAGGACAAGAAGCAUAUGAAACUGGGUAGUCCAAAAAUAACAAUAAAAGUGAAAAAGUAUUGAUGGUAUCACAGAAUGGUUUUCAUACAACUGCUUGUGACGUGGAAUAAUGCUUUAAAUAAAACUGAAAGAAGUAACAUGCUAGUUAAAUUUUUCGCGUAAUUUGAGUCAGUAAUAUCCUACAUUUCAGCUGUGACCAAUUACUUUUCAGUUAAAUUAAAUUAAAUGUGUACUACAUAUGUCCAGUGGGCAUUCAAAAGCUAGUUUUCAUAAUUUUCUAUUUGAGCCUGCUGGGAAACAGCAGACAGAAAUAACAGUAUCAACUCCCAGUUAAAAAUUUAUCUAGUCUGGUAAUACAGUUUUCAUUGUCAAAAGAAAAAUCCAGUACAUAUCUGUGGAAACCACAGAGUGCUGUUAAUGAUACCUCCUUACUUAUUGAGAUUUUAUGUCUAAUUACAAGUAUUUACUCCUUCCCCGCCCCUGCAUAUUUUACUGUAUAAUAAGUGCUGGCAGGUCGAUAGACACACAAACA
This is a messenger RNA of Schistocerca nitens (vagrant locust), 2341 nucleotides long. It is a transcript of the gene Ric, whose product is annotated as GTP-binding protein Rit2. Gene Ontology annotation, cellular component: plasma membrane. The transcript is spliced from 5 exons. NCBI's taxonomy places the organism in Eukaryota, Metazoa, Arthropoda, Insecta, Orthoptera, Acrididae. The coding region runs from base 267 to 941 and encodes 224 amino acids. Gene Ontology annotation, biological process: Ras protein signal transduction. Gene Ontology annotation, molecular function: GTP binding; GDP binding; calmodulin binding. The record is from RefSeq and is a predicted model, not a curated record.